Molecule: messenger RNA, 753 nt
Organism: Trichoderma atroviride IMI 206040
Lineage: Eukaryota; Fungi; Ascomycota; Sordariomycetes; Hypocreales; Hypocreaceae
Source: RefSeq, a predicted model, not a curated record
AUGUCACCAUACAUCAAGAAUCUGAUACUCAUACCAGCAUACAUCAAGCAGUUUCACCACUUACCUCUUCCCCCAACCAAAAGUCCAAUAUCCCAUUCUGAAACUUGCAUAGUCCAGCCAAUGGACUCCAUAGCAUGGAUAGUUGGCUCUGCCGCCGCCCAGCUAUAUGCCAAGAAUCAACUUCAGCUCGACAAGGCUCCGCAAGUCUAUGAAUACAACGGAGACCGGAUUCAUCUUGUGUUUGGUAGAAUUGGCAACUGCCACGUCACUUUGGCCUAUUCUGAAGGAAACCGCAUCUCCGAAACAGCUUCAUUCAUGCACAGAUUCCUUGACAGAGACACUUUCCAAAUGUUUAUCCUUGGCGGGGUGGACGACUCGUUAAACUUCCCACAACAUCCCAAUCUCAUGUUGGGUGAUUGCGUAAUUGGUUUUCCCGCCACGAAUGAGUUUGCAUUCUUCGACGCAGAGAGCACCGUCACACCCACGGCUGUUGUAAACGCGAACCGCCUUCUACACGCCGUCGACAAAUACAUGAGAGAGGACCGGCGUGAAAUUCUCAUACACAACAGGGGCACCAACUACGUCGUCAACGCCCGCCCCAUGUAUAAACACUGGGACCCACAAGAAUGGGAAAACCUCAUGUGUUGUGGAUUGGAUAUCGAGUUUAGGCUGCCGUGCAUCGUAAUCCGAGGCCUGAAUAGACACUUUCCUGGCGAUGGCGCAACUUACCUGCCUUGGUACGAAAUUGCGUGA